GCCUCAGCUCCUGUUUUUUUAGGUGUGGUCGCCAUUUUAGAAUCAGAACGAUUUCUCUCUCAUCAAACAAACGCCGAAACGCUCCGAUCCGCCGACCCGUUCCUCUUCUGCCGACUUGAUCGCAUCCGUCCGUCCAUCGGAUUGUGAUGGGCUGCUAGAGGAGCCAUAUCCACCACCGCCGGGCAGCGAGAUUGAAAUCUAAGAACUAGGGUUUCGGAGAUUCUAAUUCUUCCUAUUGAUUUUCUCCCCUCAAUUGACUGGGAUUCGGCUAUAGAAGCCCUCCCCCAUGAGCCUUAAUCGCUCUACCAAGGAUAUGUCCGCCCGUCUACCGCCGCCAGAUCAGAAUUCCCUCCAAUCUGCUCAGUCCAGUAAUUCUGCCCAAAGUAGCAGAAAAAACGCUCUUCGGCUGUUAGUGCAGAGGGAGAUAUGCCCCAGAGGGAAGCAUGUUCCCAAGAAGGGAUGGGGAGAGGCUUCUCAUGUGAAUGUCAAUUCACCUUCUGAGGCUAAAAGUGAACCAGCAAGAGAUCCCAAACGAGGUCUUAUUUCAUGGGUUGAGGCAGAAUCACUUCGACAUCUAUCGGCCAAAUAUUGUCCCCUGAUGCCACCUCCAAGGUCGACCAUUGCCGCUGCAUUUAGUCCGGAUGGGAAAACACUUGCUUCCACGCACGGUGACCACACUGUCAAGAUUAUUGAUUGCCAAACUGGGAAGUGCUUGAAGGUAUUGAGUGGUCAUCGGAGAACUCCUUGGGUGGUUAGGUUUCAUCCCCUCCACCCGGAGAUUCUUGCCAGUGGUAGCUUGGAUUAUGAAGUACGUUUGUGGGAUGCUAAUACUGCAGAAUGUGUUGGAUCUCGUGAUUUUAAUCGCCCUAUUGCUUCCAUUGCUUUCCAUGCUGAGGGUCAAUUGCUGGCUGUUGCAUCAGGGCACAAGUUGUACAUAUGGCAUUACAAUAAGAGAGGGGAGGCGUCUUCACCUACCGUUGUUUUGAGGACAAAACGUUCUCUUCGUGCAGUGCAUUUUCACCCUCACGCUGCCCCGUUUCUCUUGACGGCAGAGGUCAAUGAUCUCGACUCCUCAGAUUCUACAAUGUCACGGGCAACAUCUCCAGGCUAUCUGAGAUAUCCACCUCCUGCUGUUUUUGUGGCAAAUGUUCAGUCCAGUGAGCGUGUAAAUGUUGCUGCUGAACUACCUUUGAUGUCCCUACCUUUACUAGUCAUGCCUUCAAUCCCUGUAGAUGAUACUAGAGUAAAUGAUAAUAGAGAUGUUAGUUCAAGUUCAAGCUCAAUGCAAGUGGAGUCUUCUAUGCGUAUGCAGAUACAAACGGAAACAACUGCACCUAUGGAGACACAUUCGGACAUUGUUGCAGGCUCAUGCCCAGCCAUAAGCAGCGCAUCCAGUAACUAUUUUCAUACUGGAGCUCGUACUCCUGGCAUAACUGAAGAUGCCAUGGACACAGAUGAACCACCACAUAUGAGGCCAAACCAUCAAGAAAUAAAUGCUUUCAGUGAAGGUAAUAGUACAGCUGAUGGAGGCCCUAGGCAUGGCUCAAUUCGGCAGCAGUCGACAGAGUUUGGCCAAGUUCACCAGCUAUUGCCACCACGAGAUCCGGUUUGGUGGGAGGUACCCUUUUUGCAAGGAUGGUUAAUGGGUCAAAGCCAAGCUGGUCUUCCUUCGAUACUUCCGCUAAAUGGUGUUGGCAGUGAACACAAUGUUCAGCUUUCAGGUCUUCCCUCUGUGGCACCUCAUUUCUCUAGUUCCAGUGCGGAGGCUGCGGUAGCAUCUUUGGCACUGUCUGGUAGUUCCUUUUUAUCUGGGGGUUCUGGGAGAUCUGGUCUGCGGUAUCACAUUUCACGCUCUCGCUUCUUAGAACCCGAAUCUGGUGAAGUUGUGGGUCUUCUCAAUACGCAAAAUGAUAUUGAUGCUCAGCCACUUAUAAACAGAAUUCAGUCUGAACUGGCAACAACAGCUGCAGCUGCUGCAGAACUACCUUGUACAGUGAGGCUGAGAGUGUGGUCACAUGAUAUACAAAAUCCAUGUUCACAAUUAAAUGCUGAAACAUGCCGCUUAACCAUACCACAUGCUGUUCUUUGUAGUGAAAUGGGUGCGCACUUUUCGCCUUGUGGAAGAUAUUUAGCUGCCUGUGUUGCAUGCACCCUUCCACAAAUGGAAGCUGAUCCUGGAUUACAAGCAUUAGUGCAUCAUGAUGCUGGGGUUGCAACGUCUCCUACUAGACACCCAAUCUCUGCACAUCAAGUUAUGUAUGAGCUUCGUAUAUAUUCCUUGGAGGAAGCAACCUUUGGCUCAGUGCUUGUUUCCCGUGCAAUUAGAGCUGCACACUGUUUGACUUCUAUACAGUUCUCUCCGACGUCUGAGCACAUAUUACUGGCUUAUGGGCGACGUCAUGGGUCUCUUCUUAAGAGCGUUGUUAUUGAUGGGGAGACAACAUCACUCAUUUACACAGUUUUAGAGGUCUACCGAGUUUCAGAUAUGGAACUUGUCAGAGUACUUCCUAGUGCAGAGGACGAGGUUAAUGUUGCUUGCUUUCAUCCAUCUGCCGGGGGAGGUCUAGUCUAUGGAACCAAGGAGGGACGACUUAGGGUCUUGCAGUAUGACAGUGCUCAUGGGUCAAAUUGCUCAACACUGAACUAUGUCGCUGAGAACUUGGCUGAGGUAGACUAAUGCAAAGGUUAUCCGUUUCUACUUGUAUUUGUUUUCCUUGUUAGAACUGUUUCUUCCAUUUAUAUACCACUGCCAGAUUCCUGUUCCAUAGUUUUUGCAUCCCCUCGUUUACAAAUGAUUAAACAAUGCGGUGGGAACAAUACAACAUCUGAAAAAUGUUUGUGCCAAUGAUCUAUCUUCAUUCCUUUUAUUCUAAACUCAUUUGGACUGAACUUCUUACUUUGUCACUCUUACGUUCCAUAAAAGAACAAAUGGGUGAAUGAGUUGCCUUUUUAUGUAUGGUGUUUUAGUUUGUAAAAACUAGUCGGGUUGUUAUGUUAGGGCGCUUAGAUGUCGGAUUACUCUGUAAUGUUCAUCUGUUUGUUCAUUCUGACAUUUGUAACUCUGAAAUGGUUUAAACUUUUAAGUUCCACAUCCUUUUUAUCAGAUGAUAGGCUUUACUAGUAUCACUGUUGCGAAGAACCAUUAAUUCCUGUCUCUACGUUUAUUUGUUGUUUCUCUGCGCUUGUUGGUUGAAGGUUGGGACGUAUGCUCUAGAAGGUUAGGAAUCCACCCAUGACCUGCGUAGUAACUGUGUGAUCAGUGCAGUGCAAGUCUCUCUGGAUGGAAUCUUCAAUGUGACUAACUGGGUCCUACUUUUAAUGGUUGCUGCUGGCGAAUACAUUCCGUUGUCGAAGGAAGAAAACACUCUGUUGCUGAGAAUGGAAACAGUGUUAACCAAGGAAGAAUGUAUGCGUAUGGACAGAGCCCGGAAUGUAAAAUAGUUUGCACUAACUCUGGUGUAAUACCAAGUUCCUACAAGUCCUGUAUGUUGCUCCCCUUUUUUUUCUCUCUUUGUUUAUAGUUAACCUUCUAUCUCCGUUCCUCGUCCUCUGCAUCUCCCUUUCUCAGUUUCUGUGUCUUUUUUCUUUUGCCCUUACUUGCUUGUGGUAUCCUCUGAAGGAAUGAAGUUGGCAACCUCCCAAUAUUUGAGGAGGAAGAUAAGAUUUUCAGUGUAUUAUUCUCAACUAAUAAGAGUUUUACUUGGGAAAAGCAAAAAGUUCGUCCCCAACUCAAUUUCCACGUUUCCCGUGUCCUCCUUUUGGCCUUGGCUUGUCUGCGUGACUGCGUACCUGGAAGUAA
Molecule: messenger RNA, 3799 nt
Organism: Linum tenue
Lineage: Eukaryota; Viridiplantae; Streptophyta; Magnoliopsida; Malpighiales; Linaceae
Source: the annotation of a GenBank genome assembly